Molecule: messenger RNA, 888 nt
Organism: Gastrolobium bilobum
Lineage: Eukaryota; Viridiplantae; Streptophyta; Magnoliopsida; Fabales; Fabaceae
Product: protein IQ-DOMAIN 10-like
Exons: 5
Coding region: 1-888 (295 amino acids)
Molecular function (GO): protein binding
Source: RefSeq, a predicted model, not a curated record
AUGGGUCCAAAGAAAUGGUUUAAGAUAAUAAUCAAACUGAAGAAACGGAAGGAAGAUAAAUCCAAACAAGAUAAGGUACAAUCUACUGCUGAAAAAUCAAAUGAAUCCUCCAAUUCGAAGCAAACCACUCAUGAAGAGUAUAAUAGUAAUCCGAAUGAAAGUUUGAUGAUGGACCGGACAGUUCCCUCGAGGAUGAUUGAUGAUAUUGCUGCUACUCGGAUUCAAAAUGCAUUUCGUUCAUUUAUGGCAAGAAGAACAUUGAACCAUCUAAGGGGAGCAGUGAAAUUCGAAGCUCUAAUUCAAGAUCACUUGGCCAGAGAGCAAACAGCAACUGCACUUAGCUAUAUACAUUCAUGGAGCAGAAUACAAGAUCAAAUUAGAACUCGCAGAAUCUGUAUGAUAACAGAAGCCAGGAUUAAGCAAAAGAAAUUGGAAAACCAGUUAAAACUUGAGGCAAAGAUUAAUGAACUCGAGGUUGAAUGGUGCAGUGGUUCUGAAACAAUGGAAGAGAUACUUUCCAGGAUACAUCAACGAGAAGAAGCAGCAAUUAAACGAGAGCGAGCAAUGGCAUAUGCGUUCUCUCAUCAGUGGAGGCCAAACUGUAGCCAGUAUUUUGGUCAGGCAUCUUAUAGCCUUGGUAAAGAAAGUUGGGGUUGGAGCUGGACGGAGCGUUGGGUUGCAGCACGUCCUUGGGAAGUGCGGGCUCUAGUUCAGUCCCCCAAAACAAAGAAACUCAAUGGCCAGCAGCAGAAAACCAAAGCAGAUAAGAUGAACCAUAGUGAAAGCAAAAUGCCCUUGGCUAAACCUGCUGUGUCUAAUGGGAAGGAGACUGGGAAAGGAAAGGAAAACAGCACUUCAGGGCUGUCAAAGAACGAUGUAUCCAUAUAG